AUGUUUUUGUGUUUUAAUUACAGAAUUCAGUUCAUUUUAUAUUGGAUGCAAGUCGUGUGUUCUAUGUCACUUCUUAAUAAACAUACUUAUUUUAUGGAUAACAGCGAUUCAGAAGCAGAAGUAGCUGAUCUGAUAUCGGCAAAAUCCUAUGUGCCCAAUGAAAGGGACUUACCGAAAACAACUAUACUGAAAAACUUUGAUAAUGACGCAACAUAUCUCCUGUCAAAAUUAUCUGAUGAACAAUUAAUUAAACUAUUAAAUGAACAACCAGGAAAAAGUGAAUAUUAUUUAAGCGAUAUUGUUAAAUUGGCUAACUGGAAUGCACCUAAAAUGGAAAAUAAAAUAAAUUCGGACGCGGGUCAGGGUAAACCAAAUGAUAUAAUAUUAAACCAUCCCUUUGAUAUACAAAACUCACGAGUUGACAAAAGAUUUCCUACUGACGUCGCUGAAAAAGAUAAAGCUCAACCAGCUUUUUUCCGAUUAGAAAAUAAAGAAGUAGAUCCAUUUCAUGAAAAGAAUGAAGCUAAUUAUGCUGCCCUCCAAAAGCUCAACAGCCUGCUGUAUAGUUACCCUCAAACACAAUUAGAUAAUAAGAGUGAAGAAGAAGAUGAUGAAAAGAAGGAAUUGUUGUUUGACGUGCUAGUAUCCCAAUUGAAGACUCUUUGUUGCAAAAAGUCUGUAAAAAAACGAAAGAAACAUCAGUAUAAAUAUUUGAACCAAUUUAUUCCAAGAAUUCCUGUGUCGAAACCGAUUGGGACGGAUUCCAAAUCAUCUCAGUUUCAAAACGAAUUCAUGUUUUUGAUUAUUAAUGAAGAAAUCAGAAGUAAUGGUAGCGACGAAUUGAUUUCUGUGGACCCUGAAAGUCUUGAAAAAAAUAGCAGUGUCUUAUUACUUGGACCUAUAACUACACCGUUAUCAGACAACCAGUUAAGGAUUGUUAUGGCUAGAAUUUCAAACGAAUUAUCCAAGCCAGAAUAUGUACCACUAUUGCAGCAACUAUCAGCAGGUGCAAUCAGUAACACAGAUACAAGUCUACUAAGAAGCGUUAUUAGCGGUCCGCAAACCAGACGUUAUAUCAAACCCCACAGAUGCAACCACCAAUCCAAACUUGCAAAAAUAUACGGUGGACCAAAAUGGUUAAUUUGUACUGGCUACCUGAAUCUUAACACUCCAAGUGUAUACGAUUAG
This is a messenger RNA of Parnassius mnemosyne (clouded apollo), 1188 nucleotides long. NCBI's taxonomy places the organism in Eukaryota, Metazoa, Arthropoda, Insecta, Lepidoptera, Papilionidae. The record is from the annotation of a GenBank genome assembly.